Triticum dicoccoides is the source of this 1868-nucleotide messenger RNA. RefSeq names its product cytochrome P450 72A15-like. The transcript has 5 exons. NCBI's taxonomy places the organism in Eukaryota, Viridiplantae, Streptophyta, Magnoliopsida, Poales, Poaceae. The record is from RefSeq and is a predicted model, not a curated record. Gene Ontology annotation, molecular function: monooxygenase activity; heme binding; iron ion binding. The coding region runs from base 149 to 1708 and encodes 519 amino acids.
GAGGCUACCCUCGCUCACACUCACACCAAUUGAGCCAAAACCUCGAGGCAAAACUGCAGACGUGUGAAGCCAACCGGCGGUCUGUUCUCGAGACUACGUACGACUCCUGACCUCCUCCUCUGCACUGAAGCCAACCCGAGGUCUCCAGAUGCUGCUGGGGGACGCCUCUCCGUGGAGCAUCGCCGGCGCGGCGGCGGCCGUGGCGCUACUGUCGUUAGCCGCCUGGAUUCUGGAGUGGGCAUGGUGGACGCCGCGGCGGCUGGGCAGGGCUCUGCGGGCCCAGGGCCUCAGGGGCACCCGGUACCGCCUCUUCAGCGGCGACGCACCGGAGGACGCCCGGCUCAACAGAGAGGCCCGAUCACAGCCCAUGCCGCUCGGCUCCCACGACAUCAUCCCUCGUGUGCACCCCAUGCUCUGCAACGCCGUUAAGGAGCACGGGAAAAUGCCAUUCACUUGGUUUGGCCCAACGCCAAGGGUGAUGAUUUCUGACCCGGAUCUAGUGAGAGAAAUUCUGUCUAACAAGCUUGGACACUAUAGGAAACAAAGGAGCAGCCGUAUGGGGAAGCUGCUAGCCGACGGAGUUGCAAAUCAUGAAGGCGAGAAAUGGACAAAGCACCGAAGAAUCCUCAAUCCUGCCUUUCAUCAUGAGAAGAUAAAGAGGAUUCUGCCAGUUUUUUCUACCUGUUGCGAAGAAAUGGUUGCAAGGUGGGAGAAUUCCAUGUCCGGUGAAGGGUUAUCAGAGAUUGACACAUGUUCUGAGUUUCAGAAUCUUACUGGAGAUGUCAUCGCGAGAACAUCAUUUGGUAGCAAUUAUCAGGAAGGGAAGAAAAUAUUCGAGCUGCAAGGGGAGUUAGCUAAACGACUAAUGCAGGCUUUUCAGACAAUGUUUAUCCCAGGCUAUUGGUUCUUACCAACAAAAAAUAAUAGAAGGAUGAGAGCAAUUGAUCAUGACAUCCGCAUGAUUAUGCGAGGAAUUAUUGGAAAAAAAGAAAGAGCUAUUAAAAAUGGUGAAGCCAGCAGCAAUGACUUGCUAGGAUUGCUGUUGGAGUCAAAUAUGCAACAAUCAAAUGGGAAGGCAGGCCAAGGGAUGAGUAUUGAUGAUAUAAUUGAGGAAUGCAAGCUGUUUUACUUUGCAGGUAUGGAGACAACAUCGGUCUUGCUCACAUGGACACUAAUUGUGCUAAGCAUGCACCCGGAGUGGCAAGAGCUGGCAAGAGAGGAAGUGUUGCAUCACUUCGGAAGAACCACACCAGAUUAUGAGCACCUGAGUCGCCUGAAGAUUGUAACAAUGAUUCUGUAUGAGGUUCUUAGGCUGUACCCGCCGGUAACCUAUCUUACCAGAAGAACUUACAAGGCAACGGAGCUUGGCGGCAUCAAAUAUCCUACAGGAGUGACCCUUAUCUUGCCCCUUCUCUUUAUCCACCAUGAUCCCGAUAUUUGGGGAGAGGAUGCAAGUGAGUUCAAUCCACAGAGGUUUGCUGAUGGCAUCUCGAGCGCGGCAAAGCAUCCGUCGGCGUUCUUUCCGUUUGGAGGGGGUCCUCGGAUCUGCAUCGGCCAGAACUUUGCGUUGCUGGAAGCUAAGAUGGCACUGAGCACCAUCCUCCAGCGCUUCUCGUUUGAGCUCUCGCCGUCCUACACCCACGCGCCGUACACCGUGAUGACCCUCCAGCCACAGCACGGUGCUCAAAUUAGGCUGAGGAAGAUAUGAUCACCCUUCUCAUCGAGCAGUGAAUUUACUUACGUGUUGCGUUUGCGUAGAGUUUAAAGUUUUUUAGCUUUCGGCUGAAUAAACAUAGCAACCAGGCUUACAUGUUGUGUAAAUUUUUUUUUGAAAUACCUGAAUGAAUGCAAAUGUAGUUUUAGUUGAA